Messenger RNA from Nematocida homosporus, 2475 nucleotides. RefSeq lists its product as uncharacterized. The transcript has a single exon. The record is from RefSeq and is a predicted model, not a curated record. The coding region runs from base 1 to 2475 and encodes 824 amino acids. Lineage: Eukaryota; Fungi; Microsporidia.
AUGUUAUGGCAUCGCAUAAGUAGGAAAGAUCGUGACUUCAUGAGUAUAACGGCGGUAAAGGAUUGGCUGGUGCUUAGCAGAAUAUGGAGCAUUUCUUGUUUGGUUCUUGGUUUGACCUUACCGGCCAUUAGCACGACAAGUAACGCACUGGGCUCAGAAAAGAAGAUUGUAACCAACUCUGUGGUAGCUGCCUUUCUUCAAUGCUUCAGCAUACACCAGAUAACUACCAGUAAUGGGAUAGACCACCUGUCUCAAAGCCAACUAGCACGCAAAGCCGUGAUCCAUUCUCCAAGUCUCAAAGGCGCCGUUAAUACUAACCCAAUAGCACUAGAGUUUGCCAAUAACGUGGUUUUGUACUGGCGCUAUGACCCGACCCAGCCUCGUUCUAGAAACCAUUUGGCCUCUCUUACUCAAAUUCAGUAUAUCGCGUGCACUCGGGCAAUCUUUACUGAUGUCAUGAUCCUGGCCGAUGACACCGCUGCACUUGAAGCAUUCUUCCAUACUCUUAAUAUAAUGUGCUGCACCGAAGACAUUAUCGUUGGUGUUUGUCAAAUGAGCAUAACAACACUCCAACUUGCCCCUCUCCUGCAGUUUGGUGAAAGUGGGUAUAACUACUUGGAAAAGCAUAGCUACUGUCAGAACCUGUUCUUCUUUUCGGACGAGCACACGCCAAAUGGAAAUAUCCUCUGUAUCAAGCAACUUAUAUUCCGUCGGAUUUCAAAACUAGAAGUCUAUUGUGACCAUUUGGAAGUCGUUGAUUUUCUGGGCCGACUUCGCUGGAACUCUAUUGCUUCAGUUACCUUGCAUCAUAUUCAGUCGGUACGCCAGGUUAACUGCUCCUUUGGCCAGGCAGGUCCCUUUAAGGAGUUGUCUUUCAUUGUUAAUUGUGAAUCGUCGCCACUAUCCAGCCUUGUCUUUACGAACCUUUAUGAAGAAGCUAGCUACCUUACACCAAAGACUCAUCUUACAAUCAGCCCGAUAGUUAUUACUAAACUUGCAAAGCAAUCAUCCCCCAUAAACUCCAAAAUUCUACUCAGCAGUAUUUCCUUUCCCCGUCUAUCCCGUAUCGAACGCCCCCAAGGAAUAGCUAUACCUACUGAGCAUCCAAUUCUGUUCCAAGCCAAUACUGCUUAUAUAGGCCAUGCUUUUGGAUGGAUGUCUGUUGAAAAGAAGCAAUGGCUGGUGAAUGAAUACUAUCCCCGCAUUCUUGCCAAUAUGGAAAUUGUCGCCACUGUCGUUAAGAUUAAUGAAUGUCCCAGCCCCUUGGUGAGCACUGCCCAGAAAGACUUAGAGAACCUUCUGCUCUAUUUUAAGCCUAAACACGAUGUGAAAUCUCCUGACGCAAUACCAGUUUCUAGUGGUCUAGCCACGUCGAACUCUCUUGUUUUUUCCCUCGUUGAUGUCUCAGUACGGGCACUUGGCGUCCUUGAUGAGUUCGCAACCCAUUAUUUCCAGAUUUUCCCAACCAGGCCCACGCCUUAUGACCUAGUCCACAUCUAUGGAUCAAAGAAAUCCUCUAGUACUAAUAUUGAUGCUUUCCAAACAAUUCUUGGCCUUGUUGGCUCUAUCUCUGCUAAAACUCUCCAUAUUCAAAACAUUCGAACAAAGUAUCCUAGCCAGACAAUUGCCUAUAUCAAUAUUCUGCACUUGUUAGAUAACGCCCAUGAUGUAGACAACUGCCACUACGAAUACAUUAUUCUUUCCAAUGUCUCCUGUGAUAUAAUCAUGCUUAUUCUGGCUAAGUACAUCUUUAUUGCCCCGACCGAGGUUAUUAUCCUCCACCACCCUUUAACCGACUUCUUCUUCCUUAAUGCCCUUUAUAUUAACAAUGAGCUCACUAAAACUACUACGCUGGCCCACUUAUCCAUCACUAUCCAUCCAAUUAAUGAAGACUUCCUAAAACUUCCGAGCGACAACUACUCUAACUCCCGCUUCUUAUCUUUCCUAUCCCGAAUAGUUAUAAACAAAGCGUCCUGCCACCCUAAUCUUCUAGCACAAAUACAGCAAUGUCCUUAUUUAAAUACUAUGCGGCUGGUGUCAGAUACUGAUUGUCUGUCCCUAAGCUCUGAUUUCGAUGGGUAUCUCUCCUUUCCCAAAACAGAGCCCAAGCCGUACUUGAUACUUUUUAAGUGUGAUAUCAAAUACAUCCUAACCCAAUACUCUUCUACUCCCCAGUCUAACUUUUACCAGAAACUCUUUACCACCUACCCAUACUCAAUCAAAACCCUGGUUCUAGACUUCAACCAGCAAUCUUUCUGUGUAGAGUACAUAGACCAACUUAUUACUUGGGUUGUCACUAACUUCCCCACAAUCUCUUUUCUCUACAUCACUAACAUCAGAAUUAAUAUGCACACCUAUCCUCCAGUGGCUUUCCAUCUCUUCAGCCGGGCUAUGCAACGCUACAACAUCCUAGUAUGUUGCUACUAUAUCACUGAUACUUCUAUUCGCAUUCCCCUGCCCAAACUGCAUCUAUAG